Messenger RNA from Verruconis gallopava, 633 nucleotides. RefSeq lists its product as uncharacterized. The transcript is spliced from 4 exons. Gene Ontology annotation, molecular function: double-stranded DNA binding; recombinase activator activity. The record is from RefSeq and is a predicted model, not a curated record. The coding region runs from base 1 to 633 and encodes 210 amino acids. Gene Ontology annotation, biological process: homologous chromosome pairing at meiosis; meiotic strand invasion involved in reciprocal meiotic recombination; meiotic joint molecule formation. Lineage: Eukaryota; Fungi; Ascomycota; Dothideomycetes; Venturiales; Sympoventuriaceae. Gene Ontology annotation, cellular component: DNA recombinase auxiliary factor complex; condensed nuclear chromosome.
AUGCCGUCAAAGAAGGAAAAAGUUGAGAAGCUGUCUGCCAGCGCGCAGGAGGAUCUCGUUCUCAAGUAUCUCAAGCAACAGAACCGUCCGUACUCUGCAACGGACAUCUCGGCCAACUUGCACAACCAAGUCACGAAAAACAACGCUCAGAAGAUCCUGACCAAGCUGCACGAGGCGAAGAAGAUCGUCGGCCGCUUCUCGGGCAAGCAGAGCGUCUACCACGCAAUCCAGGAUCCAGAGGAUUCGACCACGCCGGAGGAGCUGGCGGAGAUGGACGCGCAGAUCCAGAAAACGCGCGACGAGACCGAAGCGCUCGUCGUCCAGAUCAGGUCCCUUCGUGCCGAGCUGGCACAGCUUAACUCCAGCCUUUCGAACGCGGAUCUGCAGGCGCAGAUUGCCGAAAUGGAAGCGGAAAAGACCGAUAUCGAGGGGCGACUGGCGGCAUUGCGGAGCGGAAAUGCAAAGCCAGUCAGCAGGGAGGAGAGGGCUCGAGUAGACGCUGAAUUGAAGAUGCUGGAGAAAUGCCGCGUGGCUAGAGAGAAGAUCGUGAGAGAUAUGUGGGACCUUGUGAGCGACAUGGUGCCAAAAGAGGAGUGGGAAGAGCUCAAGGAGGAUUUUGGAAUCGAAAUCUAA